AUGUCAUCAUCAGUUAAUUUGUCAUCAACCAGAGAAAUCAAAAAUGAAAUAGCAAAGGAAGAUGUGGACGGGACCAACUCUUCAAAUAUACAUGAAUCAACAACAAAAAUAAAAGACAAUGUGUCUUCAAAAGACAAUAAUCAACAUUCUGUUAAUGAUGACAACGAUUAUGACAAUAAAACACCAGAGCAGUUAUCAAAAAUUUAUGAAGAAUACCGAAAUCGAUUCAAAGUGGCUAUGGAAAAAUCAAACCAAUUAUUUGAAUCACAACAGAAUCAUUUCAUUACCUUAUCUUAUUAUUAUCGUCGUAAUCAAAUUUACUUGUCGAUUUUGAAUGAUCUAUAUGCUGCCAAUGAAGAUGAAAUUAAUAUCGAUGAAGAUUUUGGAGUAUCACGACUUGAAGAUUUAAUUGCCAAAGUACCAAGAACGAAAAAAAUUUUAACUCCUAUAAUUAAACUGAUUAAACAUAGUACAAUAACUGAUAAGCGUGAUGAACUAAGGAUAGGUAAUUAUAUGAUUGAAAAAGUUUCUGAUUUAAUUAAUGAUGAUUUAACCAAGUAUCAUACAAAUCCUCAAAGUAUUGAAAAUUGGUGUCAUCGAAAUAGUGUUCCGAACUUGAUAAGUGGUAAUUAUGUCCCCAUUAUAUUGGAUAAUAAUAAUGACUACAAUGGAAUUGAGUAUAAUUUGAACUUGAAUGAUGAAGGUCAUCAAGGUGCCACUUCUUCUACGAAUACUACUGCCAAUCUGAACUCGAACACUGGUAGUGUUAAUAAUAGUGCCAAUACCCACACUAGAAAGAAACGUAAAGUAGAGUCUACAAAAAAGUAA
This is a messenger RNA of Candida albicans SC5314, 828 nucleotides long. RefSeq lists its product as uncharacterized. Lineage: Eukaryota; Fungi; Ascomycota; Pichiomycetes; Serinales; Debaryomycetaceae. The record is from RefSeq and is a predicted model, not a curated record. The coding region runs from base 1 to 828 and encodes 275 amino acids. The transcript has a single exon.